Molecule: messenger RNA, 453 nt
Organism: Fukomys damarensis (Damara mole-rat)
Lineage: Eukaryota; Metazoa; Chordata; Mammalia; Rodentia; Bathyergidae
Gene: S100a1
Product: S100 calcium binding protein A1
Exons: 3
Coding region: 37-321 (94 amino acids)
Biological process (GO): regulation of heart contraction
Cellular component (GO): sarcoplasmic reticulum
Molecular function (GO): S100 protein binding; calcium ion binding
Source: RefSeq, a predicted model, not a curated record
UCCUAGGCCCAGACCAAGUGUCGGUGCGCUGCCACAAUGGGCUCUGAGCUGGAGACUGCCAUGGAGACCCUCAUCAGCGUGUUCCACACCCACUCGGGCAAGGAGGGGGACAAGUACAAGCUGAGCAAGAAGGAGCUGAAGGAGCUGCUGCAAACUGAGCUCUCCGGCUUCCUGGACGCCCAGAAGGACGCAAAUGCUGUGGACGCGGUGAUGAAGGAGCUAGACGAGAACGGAGAUGGGGAGGUGGACUUCCAGGAGUACGUGGUGCUGGUGGCCGCUCUCACCAUGGCCUGCAACAACUUCUUCUGGGAGAACAGCUGAGCAGACAGCCCCAGGCGGCGCCUUCCCUUCCACCCUGCCGGGCUUACCCCAGCUGCGACUCCCCACACUGCCACCUUUGCCUGCUCCUCCACACACAUCAAGGCACAGGAAUAGCAGUGCAGCGCUGUUCAU